ACGUUACUACGGGUCUCCGCCCCCUCGUGCUUUCAUCUCUCCACGCGUGUGUUGUCUAAAGUUGUGCCAAGUUUCUUUCGUGUUGUGUUUGUUACUCAAAUAGCCCUCCACUGCAUUCACUUCUGAAGUAUGCUGUGAAUCCCGGCAGUGCCGUGGGUGCGUCCGUCAACGCUUACUGAACCCACGAAAUCUCCUAUCUUUCUUUCCACGGUAGAGUCGUAUCAGUCUCGCCUAAUCACCGUUCCGGAGCAAUCUUGCUCUACGUAGCGUACACCGCUGUCGUCGGUGGUCCGUUGCGGGUACAAGAUUUGCUCUAAGAAGUCGGCGGAGCGCUUCGCGACAGCUGAUCACUUUAGUGCACGAAACGAAGUUUCAAUCCAGCGUACGGACUCCGUGUGAGCAUCCGUCCGUACAGAUAACAGCUGUUGCGACAGCCGCUCUUCGGGCUCUGGUGGCGUUCUGUGGCACCUUGACAUUGUUUUCUUCUACAUCGCCGUGCAGCGCAUGAACGGUGUAACGUUCAUAGUCGCCGCUUUGACAGCGGUGAUAGCUGCGUGUGAACCAUCUGGACUGCUGCAUCAUCGGCCUGACCGGCGCUGAUUGGUGGGUGUGCCCGGUCAGGUGCGUUUGACAAGGCUCCGACGAUGUCUCUGUGGAACAGUCCCGGCGGGGGCCGCACCGCCCAAAACUACGGGAGCACGCAGCAAGGAUUCGGUGGCAUGGACAGCCCGUCACGAGUUUCAUCCGACACUCCACAACGCUAUCACCAGCUGUGCGACAACAUCAGCUCCUCAAUAUUUUCCAUCAACAAUGACACGGCAACGCUUGAACGGGCAUCGAGGCAGCUGGGUACACAGGCAGACACUGACGCCUUCAGGGAGAAGCUUCACAUGACACAGCAGAACGCCAACCUGACUAUCAAGAGCACCACGACUGCACUCCAAGAAUUGGGAACACUGGUGGCCCAAGGAGACAAGCAACAAAAACUUCAAUCAAGCCGGCUUCGCAAUGAAUUCCAGGAAGUUGUCAAGCGUUACAGCAGUCUGCAGAAGACCGUGGCUACCCGGCAGAAGUACACGAUGUACGCACGACCAAGUGCUGCAGCUAAGCCCUCUGGUCGUGGAGGCACACAAACUGGUGGCUGGUUGGACAGCCAGCCAGCAACUUCAGAUGAAACGGCAGCCUUAUUGGAUGAUCCGGGUAGUCCCCAGUCACCGACACAGCAGCAGCAGCAACAACAACACUUGAGACAAGACAUGGACUACGAACAGGCACUGCUGGUGGAGCGGGAGCAACGCAUUCGGCGGAUCGAAUCGGACAUGCUGGACUGCAACCAGAUCUUCAAGGACUUAGCCAACAUAGUGCAUGAACAAGGAGAUGUCAUAGACACCAUUGAGGGCAACAUUGAGAGCACCCAGCAUAACACUGGGCAAGCUGUGGAGCAACUGCGUAGCGCAGCCAACUAUCAGAGGAAGUACAGGCGGAAGACAUGCUGCCUGCUUGUCCUGGUGGUUGUGGGGGCUGCCGUGUUAGCCCUGGUCAUCUAUUUCUCCAUCAAGUAGUCCCACCAACCAAGCCCGGCCUUUGCUAGUCCUCACACUGUGCAACGUGACGAGGCCGUUUUUCAAACAUAUCCUGCAGUAAUAUGAGUGAAACUUACCCAGCAGACACCUUCUUGGCGCAGACCACGAGGUCUAUUGAGUUUCACUCGUGGUGUCUCUUCAGCAGACACCUUCUUGGCGCAGACCACGAGGUCUAUUGAGUUUCACUCGUGGUGUCUCUUGUUCAGGGAAGAUGGAAGCUGGACGAGCUUUUGUUGUGUGGCCCGUCUACCUGUCUGGAGUCUUUGCGAGCAUCUCAAGCUGUCUCUUCCUUUAAUAGUCCAGUUCACUGAUGUAGCAGCUUUUGUUUUUCAUCGACAGCAGGAAACCUUAAGAUCAUAGCCAAGAAAGAGUUUUUUGUUUAUUCAGUUUGGGGAUGAGCUAGUUCCAACAUUUGGCUGUGAUGAAACAAAAUUCACGCUUUCAGCACUUCUAACAAUUGGAGACCUCGCGAAGGAAAGUUAACGUGGAUCAUAGCAUGCGCUAUCUUUAUGAAGAAAGCACGCUUAUGUCGGGUAGCCCCAGGUAAGCCUAUGAAGAAAGGUUCUCUGAGCAGUGUUUUACUGUAGCUACACCUGCUUUCGAUGACAAGCGCAGUGUUGAGCCACCAAUGCGUUGGUCAUUUGGGUGCCGAAUUUCUUCGUUUAGGAUGGAUGUCUCACUUGGUUCUGAUUUUUCGGGACCAACGUUUUGUUACGCAGCUCAGGGACACUUCUCUGCAUAAGUUACUGUUACCUCUGCAAAAGUCUGCACGCCUUUCCAGUAGCGUGUCACUCUGACAUCAAACCUAACCAGAAGCUUGGUCUGAUUGUUCCAAUAAUAUUAUUUAUAUAGGCUUCUUUUGUUUGGAUGUGAGUGGCCACUAUUUUCAACAACCAAGUGAUGCUUAGUGGGAGAAUACGUUGCAAGCUGGACACUACACGAUAGUGCCAUAUCAAACGAAACGCUCAAGACUGGUCAUCAUUACUCCAGAGCUGUUACCCCAAAAAUGCCUUAUUUGGUUCAACAAAAGCUGACUGAAAACAGAAAAUAUGGUGGCUUGCUGUUCGCUUGUUCUUUACUUUUGCUGUGCAUGGUAGUUGCAGGUAAGGCAAAUGGGCCACAAGGAACAUUAAGGUUGUCCAAGUAAAAAAAAAAAAGAAAGAGGACUGCACGGAUGAAGAAAUUAAUGAAAAAGUAGACAUGACAGAAAAGAAGGCUUGCAAAUACAGACCCAAGACAACACAAAUGCAAUGUAUUGUGUGUUUUCUGAAACUUUGUGUGUGUGUUUGCACACCGUGUAGACUAGUUCCAUUCUUUCUAUCUGAGGAAGUAGACACCAAAAAACAGCUGUUAGACUUUUCUUAUUGUAAGAAUCCAUGAUUUAAUAACUAGGAAUUAGUGAACAAAAAGCUGCAAAAAUACAACUGUAUGAUGCAAAAAAAAAAUAGGGGGUAGGGGAAAAUACACACGAUACUGUAAAUAUGUGCUUCAAAAAUGCAAGACCUUUAUUUUUGCAAAGCCUCAAAGGCUGACUGAUGCACACUUAAUUACUUUGUUGGGCAUUAUUGUACUUACCAUAAUUGCCACAAUUGCAAUACUGCAGGAUUUAUGGGUAGUACGUAAUAGGUGGGAUAGCAUGCAGAAAGCUGUGAAACCCCGCUCCAGUCACGAUGAGAAGCAAAACAAUCAUAGCUGAAGGAAUCGAGCUGUGUGCUAUCUAUGGUUAAGUUGUUAGUAAACGCAUCCGUAUACUUAUGUAGAACUAAUUUUUUACAUGCGCAAAGCAGUGUGGACACAGCACUGAGUGAUCUAUAAAAAAAUUUUUUUUCGAGACUUUGACCUUUCUGUUGACUGGUGCCUGUAUGAUGUAAAUAUAAAAUAAAAGAAGAAUUUACCCUCUAGUUACAUGAAGUUGUGCAAGUAAAAUACGGCUAUUGAUCAGUGUAGUUGGCCCGAGAGGUUUCACUUUGCAAACUUGUACUUAUAAUGCUGAAUGCAACCUCAUUGAUGUGUAAUUCCUUUCCAUUACCUUCUCCCAGAGGCCUGUCGAGUGUUUGCUGCAGCUUAAUAUUGUCUCUUGUGUUUGUAUCUUUCUUUUUCUUUUCAUGCAUAGAACCUAAGCCUUUGUUCCAAAGUCCUUGUUGCAUAUGUCUCACAAUAGUUACACAAAGACUGAUAUGUGAGCUACCAUCCUUCUUUCUUUUUAAUUAACAAUAUACUACUGGUGCAUGUUGUUCAGUAUAGGUUGUGUGCUGUAUAAUAAAGAGACUUGUUAUUUUACAUUUGCCACAACAUGA
Molecule: messenger RNA, 3880 nt
Organism: Rhipicephalus microplus (southern cattle tick)
Lineage: Eukaryota; Metazoa; Arthropoda; Arachnida; Ixodida; Ixodidae
Product: syntaxin-7
Biological process (GO): vesicle fusion; vesicle-mediated transport; intracellular protein transport
Cellular component (GO): endomembrane system; SNARE complex; membrane
Molecular function (GO): SNAP receptor activity; SNARE binding
Source: RefSeq, a predicted model, not a curated record